Melozone crissalis (California towhee) is the source of this 3117-nucleotide messenger RNA. Its product is annotated as sulfotransferase 6B1-like. Gene Ontology annotation, biological process: sulfation. Gene Ontology annotation, cellular component: cytoplasm. Gene Ontology annotation, molecular function: sulfotransferase activity. The coding region runs from base 525 to 1382 and encodes 285 amino acids. The transcript has 6 exons. NCBI's taxonomy places the organism in Eukaryota, Metazoa, Chordata, Aves, Passeriformes, Passerellidae. The record is from RefSeq and is a predicted model, not a curated record.
UGCACUUUUGAAAUUUCAAGCUGUUGUAUAGUUGAUAAAAUGAAACAAACAAAAAAAUUUCAUUCACAUAAAAAAGACAUUGUUUCUCUAAAAAUCAACAUUAUUUUAAGAUGCAGCUUUUUCCUUGGAAGGUAAAAAUAUUUUCCAACAAAAUAUAACUUACAGAAUAAUCAUAUUAAGCAUAUUUUAAUGUAAUGUUAAUUGCCACUAUUUUUCACAAUUAAAUUUUUACCAUUACUUCAUUUCUUUAUCUGGAGAGCCAAUAAAUGAUAAAUGGGAUGCCUUUUUUAUGACUCAGCAUUUUGGUUAUUUAUUAAGUUAGCUCUAAUAUUUCAGUUGCCUUUAUCAACUACCUGAAAAAACAAAUCAAUAUCUGAUAGGGCAUUGCAGCAAGGUAUAUAAGCAUGAGGUUUGUGCUGCUCAGUCUCGGUUUGUCACUUCCAGCCACCUGACUAAGAAGUGACAUUUAAAUCUUCCUCCUAUCCCUGUUAUCUGAUUUGCAGGAACACAAGACUUAAGCAACCAUGUCCAGCUCAGGCGAGGCAGAGCUCCUGCACACAUUUAAGGGGAUUCCCUUUACCACCAGGUCUUCUCCAGAGCUUUUAAAAUCCUUGGAUACUUUUGAUGCUAGAGAAGAUGAUGUCCUUUUGGUUUCCUAUCCCAAAUCUGGCACUCACUGGCUUGCAGGAGUUAUAACAAAGCUUUACGAUACUCGAGUCACAGUAACGUCUCCCAUUGAACUUGGAGACAUUUCCCGACUGGAGGAGCUGAAUAAACUCUCAUCAAAGAGAAUCAUCCCAACACACUUAGACUACAACAUGUUGCCUCCAAAUUUUAAGAAUAAGAAAUGCAAGAUGAUCUACAUCAGCAGAAAUCCAAAAGACACUGCAGUUUCCAUGUUUCAUUACUACAGAGAUAACCCAAACCUUCCCACUGUAGACAGCUGGACUGCUUUCUUUGACCUGUUCUUAAAAGGCAAUGUUGUCUGUGGAUCCUGGUUUGAUCAUUUCCUAAGCUGGGAAGAACAUGAAGAUGAGAAAAAUAUCCUCUUUUUGUUCUAUGAAGACAUGAAGAAGGAUCUCCCUAAGGUUGUAAAGGAAAUUACUCUGUUCCUGAAUUUAAAUGUCAGCGAUGAUGAUAUCCAAGACAUCUGCAAGAAGUCCUCAUUCUCAGAGAUGAAGAAUGACACAGAGAAGGAGAACAGCGACCGCAGUCACACCGUGUGUGCUCUGACAUCCAACAGGAAGCUGAUUUUCCGAAAAGGUGCUGUUGGUGAUUGGAAGAACUACUUCACUCCAAAGCAGAAUAUUAGGUUUCAGGAGAUAUUUAACGAGAAAAUGAAACUCAGCAAGAUGGCAAACAGUUUCAUCUAUGAGUACUGAUCCCUGUGAAGAACAAUAUCCAGUUAUCAACAAACAUGCACAAACCAGUUGGUGGGAAGUUCUGAAUGGGUGUUCCCAUGAGUUUAUAAUUCUUCCAGUAGGAAGGAUGGGUAAACAUGGGUUCUUGAGAACAGGAAAGUUCUGACACAGUGCCAGAGCUGAACUGAGUUCUCAGAGGGCAGGUGUACGUGGUUUCAGAGUCAGGUGUCAGACCUUGGUUUGACAACCAAAUCUACUUCAUCAUUUAUUUAUUUUCUUUGCUCCAAGGGGAUAUGAAUAGACUUCGUAAACCUAAGAAAAUAAAGAAUUUUACCCAAGAUAAUAUGAAGAGAAAAACAAGUGACAAACUUGCAAGAAACUGAAUGUAUAAGAAAUCUAAAAACACAUCAUAAGAAAAUUACCAAAAAUUUGACCCCAGACUUGCUCCUUCUGCAAUAGACCAUGAUUUGGAAGUGCCUGUCUUAUUGGACAUUGGUAUUGAUAUUUAAGUUGAAAACUACAGCAUUUGAAGAUCUGAAGUUUGUUUACAAAAGUGUUUCUUUUUUUCCUUUUCUUUUCUAACACUAUAUAGUUCUUUGAUGUAACUUAUUUCUGGAUUAGGUACCAGAGAGUCUUUGUGUUUUAAAUGCAACUGAUACAAAUCCAAAUAAAUUUCAGCACCACAUGUUGAGCAACUGUAAAUGUGUUUAUUUUCCAUUUGAUUUUCUUCCUGCAAAAUUCCUGUUUCCAGUGUUUUGAUGAGAAGUAUUUUACUUCCCACUCCUUGAGCAACAAAACCAAACCACAGGUCUGAGACAGCUUAAUCCAAACAGCACUUAUUUAUUUACUCUGCCCUGAUAAACAGAUUUUCCAAGAAUCAGCUGUCUGUGUCCACCUCUCAGGGAGUGUUCUACCAAGCCACACAGCUUCAAGACAGAACACAGUUCCUGUGUGUGAGAGAAGCUCCUCUCCUGGGUGUGUUGUUUCUGAGGUACAGAAACAACCUUGUUUCAUCAAUACUCAUCUCCCUCCAGCCACACACUUCACACUUGCCAGGCAGCCACUUCAUACCUGCUUUGUGCAAGCUGGCAUCAACACCUACUGAUUCUGCACCUGCACAAAGACACAGAAGUUAUGGUGCCGAGGAGAGCGGGAGAAAAGCCUGUGUGCAGUCCUUUGCCAUUUACCAACUCAACACAACCUGAGGGAGAUGAUGCCCUGCUCUAUACAGAUAACCAUUUGAUGUGUUACUUUACUCUUCUGACAUUAAAAUCACUCACUCUUCCCCUAGAAUGCCACUGUUGCCCUCCUUUCAGGUGUUGUUCUUCCCCUAUUAAUAAGUGGCAAGAGAUCAGCUGACGAAAAUAAUUGAACAUUUUACUUAGAGACUUAUUUUUUUCUGGCCAUUUGAGUAUGGGAAAAAAAGCCAGAGGGUCCUUGGGGAAAUGAGGUUUGCAAGUGAGUUUAGCUGCACUAAGACUGCUGUAAGCAGUGUUUGUACCACAUACUGUAUGCACACAGAAAAAGGAUUGUUUAUAUCAACAUCAUACAACGUGGAACUGUGUGUGAAGGGACAGGAUAAGGACUUGCCUUGUGGAUCAAGGUAAGCUUGCUCAACUACUUAAACCUACCCACCAGCCAGGGAGGUAACAGUGUGCUGCUCAAAGUAGAGUUAGCUCCCUAGCUGCUUUGGGGGGAUGAGGAAUGAAUCAGUUUACAGCAUGGCCUACUGGCCAAAUAAAGGAUUUACAUAGGU